AUGUCAAAAUCAGUACACAGCAAAAAUGAAAUACUGAGGUCCAACACUGGUUUGACCAUCAAUCCAUCCAAAGCCUAUCCACGCUCAGAAACAAGAGAUAAACUGACAGGACUUACUAUAUUUCAAGGAGGACUUUUCAGGCAAAGUCAAGCAAUCAAAAACAGGUUUCCAUUCAGGGCCAAAGGUACACCAAGACUCGAUGAGCAUAUACUCAUUGUCUUUUGUAUGCUUCUAGUGUCUUCCGUCCAGGUCAAGCAUCAGGGAUCCGAUCAGAGUCCACGGUUAUCAGUAUCCAUUCCAUCCAGGUCAAGCCUCAAGGUUCACGUCAAGGUCCACGGUUUUAAGAUCAAGGUCCACGGUUUUAAGAUCAAGGUCCACGGUUUUCAGAUCAAGCCAAGGCCAAUCGAUCCAGGUUUACUGUCCUCUAGGUUUAAGCCAGCAAUCGGGUUUUUAAUCUCCAUUAAGGAUUAA
Molecule: messenger RNA, 471 nt
Organism: Phycomyces blakesleeanus NRRL 1555(-)
Lineage: Eukaryota; Fungi; Mucoromycota; Mucoromycetes; Mucorales; Phycomycetaceae
Exons: 5
Coding region: 1-471 (156 amino acids)
Source: RefSeq, a predicted model, not a curated record